AUGUUCAGCACAGGAAGGCCCUCCGCCAAUAAACUGCAACAGUAUUAUAUCCAAAAAACUGGGAAAAGUAAUAGUGGUGGACCAACACCAAUAGAGCUUGAUUAUGCUAGCAGUUCCUCCAACAACUAUACCAAAAAUAAACAAAAACUUACUAAUGUUGAAGAUGAAACUAACCAACCAUCACAAACUAUUACCAACAAUAGCCUGGAACUAACUCAAGAAUUUGUUACUAGAAACAAACUAAUCACAAAAACUAACACCUCCCUCACAGUUGAAUUAGCAGAUGGUAGAAAAGCUACAACCAACAAAAUAGUUGAUAUCACCAAACUAGAAUUAGGCCCUUACCACACUUCCAGGAUUUUUGCGCAAAAAGAAUACCUUGAUUUUCCACAGCUAGCCAAGGUACCUGACAAUGAGGAAAUUUUCACUGAAUAUAUUACAGCAGAGUGUGAUAAAAAUACUAGCUCCAACACCUCAGAAGUCCAAAAAGUUCUCCAAGAUUUUGCUGACAUAUUUUCUAAAACACUACUAAACCAAUUACCCUCAGAACAGAAGGUUGACUAUAGUAUAGACCUUAUCUUUGGAGAGGACAUAGUUAGUGAACCUAAACAACAAGCAAGAGUCAAGCACUACGAACUAAAGGAUAAAAAAUUUUUUUUAAAAGAAGAAGUAAGGAUGGCAAUUCUCUCAAAUAAAGAGCUAAGGAUACAGUUACUCCAGGAAAAUCACAAC
This is a messenger RNA of Racocetra persica, 732 nucleotides long. The record is from the annotation of a GenBank genome assembly. NCBI's taxonomy places the organism in Eukaryota, Fungi, Glomeromycota, Glomeromycetes, Diversisporales, Gigasporaceae.